AUGCCCAAUCAAGGCUUGCCCUCGCCUCUGGAGGCCACAUUCUCCUCCUUGAUCUCACGCCGUCGCUCCAGGUCACUGCUACGACGGCUCACAACGGUCCCGCCAGGGACGGUGGACUUCUCCUCCAAUGACUACCUAUCCCUCUCCACCAAUCCUCACAUACGCCAGGCAUUCCUCGAUCUUGUGCAGCGGGGCUAUAGCUCCCGCCUCGAACAAGAAUCCUCAUCCUCGUCGCCGCCGCCGCAGCUCGGGUCCCGUGGCUCGCGCCUUCUGGACGGCAACCACCCCUUCGCAGACUCGCUCGAGGCCCUCAUUGCCGCGCACCACAACUCGCCCAGCGCUCUUCUCUUCACUUCUGGCUUCGACGCCAACGUGGGUCUUUUCUCAUGCGUUCCACAGCCUGGAGACUUCAUCGUCUACGACGAGCUGAUCCACGCAAGUGUCCAUGAUGGCAUGAGAUUAUCCCGCGUGCCAGCCACGCGGCGGCUACCUUUCAGGCACAAUAGUGCCAGUGGGCUCCGGGAGGUGCUGAAAGAGCUGGCUAGAGGAGAGACUAGCGUACGAAAGGGCAGUCACAGUAUCUUUAUUGCCGUGGAGGCUGUCUACAGCAUGGACGGUGACCUGGCACCAUUGCGGGAGAUCCUUGACGUCGUCCAAGAGGUUUUGCCGCAGGGGAAUGGCUACGUGAUUGUUGACGAGGCGCAUUCCACUGGCAUCUUUGGGCAGCAAGGCAGAGGUUUGUGUUGUGAGUUGGGUGUGGAAGACAAGGUCUUUGCUCGGGUCGUGACGUUCGGGAAGGCUGUUGGGAGUCAAGGUGCCGUCGUGCUCUGCUCAAAGAUUGCCCGUGAAUAUCUCAUAAACUACGCCCGAACUCUGAUAUACACGACAGCCAUGUCGUUUCCGUCGCUUGCCAGCAUCAAAGCCUCGUACGACUUUAUGAUCGCAGGCAAGACCGAGAUGCUGCUUGGACAUCUCCAGCAUCUCAUUCGCCUUACCCAUCGCCUGCUCUCUCGAAUCGUCUCGAGCCUUGCCGAAGACCCAUCAGCGCCUGCAAUACUUGCCUUGGCUCCCCUCGGCGACAAUAUCUCUCCAAUCAUUCCCGUCUUCACGCCGCACCCGCGUAGCUUGGCCAGUCACUGCCAAGCGCAAGGCCUGAUGGGUAUGCUGGAACAUACAGGCCGAGGCAACGAAAUCGAGAAGGCAAGACUCUGA
Diaporthe amygdali is the source of this 1212-nucleotide messenger RNA. RefSeq names its product aminotransferase class I and II. The transcript has 3 exons. Gene Ontology annotation, molecular function: transferase activity; pyridoxal phosphate binding. Gene Ontology annotation, biological process: biosynthetic process. Bases 1 to 1212 code for a protein of 403 amino acids. The record is from RefSeq and is a predicted model, not a curated record. NCBI's taxonomy places the organism in Eukaryota, Fungi, Ascomycota, Sordariomycetes, Diaporthales, Diaporthaceae.